Messenger RNA from Nematolebias whitei (Rio pearlfish), 1023 nucleotides. RefSeq names its product DNA primase subunit 2 (gene prim2). Lineage: Eukaryota; Metazoa; Chordata; Actinopteri; Cyprinodontiformes; Rivulidae. Gene Ontology annotation, cellular component: alpha DNA polymerase:primase complex. The annotation marks the transcript as partial. The record is from RefSeq and is a predicted model, not a curated record. The transcript is spliced from 8 exons. Gene Ontology annotation, biological process: DNA replication, synthesis of primer.
UUUAAGGUUCCAUUUCAAGACGCUCUGGAUUUGGUGCGAACAAGGAAAGUGUACCUCAGAAAGGGCUGUGCGUACAUCCCUCAUCAUGAAAUUGUCGCCAUUGUUCUCAAUGACUUCCGUACAAGGCUGUCCAAAGCUCUUGCUCUGACAGCCCGCUCGCUACCAGCAGUGCAAUCUGAUGAACGUCUCCAACCGCUCCUUAACCAUCUCAGCCAUGCAUACGUGGGACAGGAUUACAGCAUCCAUAAGAACGUCGGGAAAAUCUCCUUGGAGCAGAUCGAUUCGCUUUCAGGAAAGUCAUUCCCGCUCUGUAUGAGGCAGCUGCAUCAGGCCCUUAAAGACAAUCACCAUCUCCGCCAUGGUGGCAGGAUGCAGUACGGUCUGUUCCUCAAAGGUAUCGGCCUCUCUCUGGAGCAGGCGUUGCAGUUCUGGAGGAUGGAGUUCACAAGGGGCAAAGUGGAUGCAGACAAGUUUGACAAAGCAUAUGCCUACAGCAUCCGCCACAUGUUUGGCAAAGAAGGCAAGCGAGCAGACUACACACCUUACAGCUGCAUGAAGGUGAUUUUAUCAAACCCACCCGGUCCAGGCGACUUUCAUGGAUGCCCAUUCCGCCACAGUGAGCCAGAGCUGCUGAAGCAGAAGCUUCAGGUGUAUAAAGUGUCUCCCAGUGGAGUCAGUCAGAUCAUGGAGCUGGUCAAAGGGAUGCACUACCAGCUGGCGUGCCAGAAGUACUUUGAGCUGACACACCAUGUUGAGGACGCACCCUUCUCACUUAGUCACCCCAAUCAGUACUUUACAGAGAGCCAGAAGGUUUUCGGAGGAGGCAAGGACAUAAAGCGAGACGUCGACGCUCCUCAAAGGUCUCAGGAGAACUCUGCCACCAAAGCGUCCUCUGCAUCUCAAGAGACGGCAGCGAACGCUAAUGAACAGGUGGCUGAGAUGCCUGAAAACCUGGAGUUUGUCUUUAAAGAUGAUUGAUUUCUGUUUUAAUACUCGUGAGAAUAAAUGUUGAAGAGUUGGGGC